This is a messenger RNA of Erigeron canadensis, 2400 nucleotides long. RefSeq names its product disease resistance protein RUN1-like. Lineage: Eukaryota; Viridiplantae; Streptophyta; Magnoliopsida; Asterales; Asteraceae. Bases 1 to 2400 code for a protein of 799 amino acids. The record is from RefSeq and is a predicted model, not a curated record. Gene Ontology annotation, molecular function: ADP binding. Gene Ontology annotation, biological process: signal transduction; defense response. The transcript is spliced from 4 exons.
AUGGUUGUUCUCAGCGAAUUUUCUCAAGGUUCUUCACCCACUCAUGAUCAUAAUCAUACACCUUAUGAUGUAUUUCUAAGUUUUAGAGGUGAAGACACUCGUAAUAAUUUCACGGGUCACCUAUACAAAGCCCUUGAACAUGCUAAUUUCAAUACCUGUGUGGGUAUUUUCAAUAUGAAAAAUGGACGAAAUCUGGGUGAUGCAGAAGAUACGGAACCUGGAGUAUAUCUGAAACAAGAAUUAUUGGGGAGUGCAAUCAAAGCAUCUAAAGCUUCUGUUAUUGUCUUGUCCAAGAAUUAUGCUUUUUCAACAUGGUGUCUUGAUGAACUUGUGUUGAUCCUUGACCAACAUAAGAAAUCAAAACAUCUUGUUAUUCCGGUCUUUUAUCACGUUGAAGCUACACAUGUCAGGGAGCAAGAAAGUAGUUUUGGAGAUGCAAUGGAAAAACAUCAACAAAGGCUCCAAGCAGAGCCAAAUCCGGCGGAACGACGUCGUUGGAGCCAAAAGAUCGAGCGAUGGAAGAAAGCUCUUGUACAAGUUGCUAAUUUAACAAGUAAAGAUGUUAAUGGACGGCUAGAAGCAGAAUUCAUUGAAGAAAUAAUCGCUGACAUACGGCAUCAGUUAGGUUUACCUAUAAGGAGUUCUUUUCCAGACCUUAUCGGGGUGGAACAUCCGGUUCAUUUCAUCACUUCAUGGUUGCAAGAGGGAUCAACUCACUCUGCUAACAUUCUCACUAUAUAUGGUAUGGGUGGGAUUGGUAAGACAACCCUCGCGAAAUAUGUCUUCACAUUGCAGCAUAGCAUGUUCCACAGAAGCAGCUUUAUUGACGACAUUAAUAGGAAAUGUGGAAACCAGAAUGAUAAACUACUUGGUGAUCUACAUAAACAACUUUCGGAUGACGUUUCUGCUCCAACUUGGUCUAGUAGUAAUAAGGUUUUUAUAGUUCUUGAUGAUGUUGACACCGUCGACCAAUUAAAUGCCAUACGUGGAAAUAAAGACUUUCCCCCGGGAAGCAAAAUCAUAAUAACAACCAGAGAUGCAUCGCUGAAAGUGAGCAGUUAUCAAGAAUGCAACCCAACUGUUCAAGCUAAGCUUUCAACUUACGCUGUUAAAGGCUUAAACGAUGCUUCAUCGCUGAAGCUUUUACACUAUCAUGCAUUCAACACCAUUGCUCCCAAGGAAGCUUAUAAGCUGAAGGCGUCCAAAAAACUUGCCACGUUUUGUGAAGGCAAUCCAUUGGCUCUUAAAGUUUUGGGCAGGUCUCUAUGUGACCAAGAUGUGGCUGAAUGGGAGGAACGUGUCCAAGGUUUUGAAACAGACACUACUGAUUCACGUAUAGAAAAGGCCUUGCGUAUGAGCUUUGACUCACUGCCAUCACAAAAUGAUAAGGAAUUGUUUUUGCAUAUUGCUUGUUUCUUUGUCGGGAUGGACAGGGAUUAUACUGAAACAAUAUUAAAGGCAUGUGGUAUUCGCACAGUACUCGGGAUUAGGAAUCUCCUUGACAGAUGCCUUCUCACAAUUGGACCAGGGAACAAAUUGAUGAUGCAUCAAUUGCUUCAAGAUAUGGGGAGAGACGUGGUACGCCAAGAAUCAGACAAACCAUGGAAGCGUAGCCGGUUAUGGGGUCAUGAGGAGUCAUUGACUGCGCUGAAACAAAAAAAGGGUACAGGAAAGAUUAAAGGCCUCGCUCUUGACAUGAGAUUUCUAGUGAAAGAGAAGUUAAAUGGAUCCCUUGUGCUGAAAACAGACACAUUCAGUAAGAUGGAUAAUCUAAUGCUGCUACAACUCAACUAUGUGGAACUCAAAGGAUCCUACAAGAAUUUUCCUCAACAAUUAAGAUGGUUGUGUAUGCAUCAAUUCCCUUCAAAAUUUGUGCCAUCAGGGUUACCACUGGAGUAUCUGGUUGCGCUUGACCUGUCUCAUAGCAAUUUCGAAUCUUUUGACUUAUCUUAUUAUAACUUGCAACGACCUAGCAAAACAAGAAAAUUACCUGGAUUAUUCUCGAAAGACAAAGGUUUGCUUGGAUCAUUGAAGAUUCUUAAUCUAAGUUAUUGUUAUCGGCUUUGUAGUGUCUGUGGCUUUUCCCAAUUCCCUACACUUGAAAGGCUAAUCCUUAUAAGUUGCAAAAGUUUGAUUAAGAUCUCUGAAUCAAUUGGGUCAUGUAUUGAACUUGUCCUAAUUGAUUUGACCAACUGUUACAAUCUUAAGCUUCCAAGAUCCAUAAGCAAAUUAAAGAAGCUUAAAUCACUAGUACUAGAUGGUUGCAAUUCCGAUAAAUCUCAAAUGGAGGUGAGUGAUGUCAAAUCACUAAAAAUGGCCAAUGCCAAUAACAUUGAUAGUAAUAGUUUGUCCAUUGUGCAGGCUUUAUCGAGAGAUUUGAAGUUCCUUACGAUUUCUUAA